Molecule: messenger RNA, 3258 nt
Organism: Dermacentor andersoni
Lineage: Eukaryota; Metazoa; Arthropoda; Arachnida; Ixodida; Ixodidae
Product: NADPH-dependent diflavin oxidoreductase 1-like
Cellular component (GO): cytosol
Molecular function (GO): flavin adenine dinucleotide binding; FMN binding; NADPH-hemoprotein reductase activity
Source: RefSeq, a predicted model, not a curated record
ACGCUCGUUGCUCUACAUGGCCGAGACGCGGUGUUUUCAGGUUUUCAGGCCAACCAAGACAACCAAGGCAUUCACCAAUGCAAAGCAAGCUGUGGGUUAAACGUGGGUUGAAGCUAUCGCCAGACCACCAAAACACGGCAGAAACGCACCCAGGAAAGGAUAGUUGCUACUAUAUGCAAACGGUGACGUUGCAGGAAUAAAUAGCGCGCAUGUGGCAUUGUCGCGAGAAAACAAAUGUGUGUUUUAAUCAGAAACGCUCGGCCAUAGAAGCACGUUCGUGUUGAUCCCCGCUAACAUUUGUGCACCCAAACGAUAUAAAACUACGCGCGAAAAAACCUACCGCCGUAGAGACAUGCUAGACCGACGCUUCGUGGUCUUGUACGGGAGCCAGACGGGCACCGCUCAAGACGUCGCUGAAAGAAUCGGUAGACAAGCGAGACGGUGCAUGUUCGGCGUAACUGUCCUGCCCAUGGACGAUUAUCCUCUAAUAGAGCUAAUCAAGGAAAAAAUAGUUUUAUUCGUCUGCGCUACCACAGGACAAGGCGAGGAACCCGAUAAUAUGAAGCAUUUUUGGUCGUUCCUACUGCGAAAAAGCCUGCCUCCGAAUUCACUGAACACAAUUUGUCAUUCUGUGGUUGGCCUGGGAGACUCCUCUUACUUGAAGUUCAAUUUCGCUGCAAAACGCCUGCAUAGACGCCUGGUUCAGCUAGGCGCCCAGUGCCUGCUCAACCCCUUGUAUGCUGAUGAGCAGCAUGAAUUGGGAACAGACGGAAUGCUCGAUCCCUGGCUGGAAGAAUUCUGGAAAAUUGUUAUAAGCUUGCGUCCCCUUCCUUCCGGGUGCUUGCCUAUCAGUGAAGAGAUCUUACCAGCACCAAAGUACAAACUUGCAUGUGACAUGACUUAUGUAGAUGAACACAGAAGUAUCAGCUGCCAUCCGGGCAUUCUUCGUGAAAAGCUAUUUGACGCCACUGUGGUCUCCAAUCAGCGAGUCACCAGCGCCGAGCACUUUCAGGACGUGCGACUAAUUAAGCUUGACAUUCAAGGUUCUCGUAUUACAUUCGAGCCUGGUGAUGUGGUGGUAGUCUACCCCGAGAACUGUGAAGAGGACAUCAAUGAGUUUUUCAGACUAUUCAGCAGCUACAAAGCUGACAUGUAUUUGACACUUGCACCUACUGAAAAGGGCACAUUAUUGCCACAUUUUUUUUCAAGGCAAGUCUCAUUUGGUGAAUGCGUUCGGAAGUACUUUGACCUUACAAGCAUCCCAAAAAGGUCUUUCUUUGAGCUCUUUUGGCACUUUGGCGACGACACCCUCGAGAAGGAGCGCCUUUGGGAGUUCAGCACCGCCACUGGCCAAGAGGAGCUUGUGGACUAUGCCAUUCGGCCACGGCGAACUGUGCUGGAGGUGUUUGCUGACUUCCCUCACACCACAGCUAAUGUGCCGCUGGCAUACCUGUUUGAUUUGAUUCCACCCAUCCGCCCACGCUCAUUUUCCAUUGCCAACUCGUUGCUUUGCCACCCAGGGCAGAUCCACAUUGUAGCAGCGAUCGUAAACUUCCGCACCAAGCUGAAGAAGCCACGUAGGGGUCUCUGCACCACCUUCCUGGCCAGCCUUGAUCCCUGCAUUCGACCAACUCUAAAAAUUGCAACGAAGAAGGGCAGCCUUCGGAUGCCUCCUGAUGGGGCGCCUGCUAUUAUGGUGGGACCAGGCACAGGUUGCGCGCCAUUUCAUGGAAUGAUCCAGGACCGUACCCAUCGAGGCAUCGGCCAAAACCUUCUCUUUUUUGGCUCUCGUAAUGCAAGAGGGGACUUCUUUUUUGAGAGUGAAUGGACCCAACUCGUGGAGGAAGGGCUGCUUGACUUGGUGACGGCUUUUUCUCGUGACCAGGAACACAAAAUUUACGUCCAGCAUCGUAUUGCCGAGCUUAAGGACAAGGUUAGAAAGCUGCUGCACAGUGGUGGAGUUGUGUACAUCGCCGGCAAUGCAAAGGACAUGGUGCCCAGUGUGCGUGAUGCCUUCAAGGCUGUGGUCAAGUCUGACUCUGCCAGUGACAGAAAUGCUGAGGAACUACUGAAAGACCUUGAAAAAUCAAGCCGACUCCAGAUAGAAGCCUGGUCUUAGCAUACUUUCAAUUCACAGUGGCAUGAUUGUUGUAACAGGAGUGCCGAGUCAAACAUCUGAAAAUGUGUUUUCUUCGUGUCAAAAGGCCACGCUGAUGUCAUGAGCAUAGUCUUGUUCAUUUUAUUCACCCCACCUUACCCCACCUUCUUGCAUGUCGGCACUUUUGCAAGCAAGCGCUUCCCUUCCACUCACACUCCUGCCAACAGUUGAACAUUCAGUGAUGCACCAAUUAUUAAUACCGACAAAAAGCACUCACGCAAUGGUGAUGUUGAAGCAAUAUUAUGGCGAGAUUCAUAAGCACUUAGCUGUUUACUGUUGGCACAUUGUCAGCUAUAAAAAACAGGAUCACUGCAUGAGGAAGCCAGUGUCUAAUCGAGCCAAUGCUGAUGUGCUUAAAGCAUGAGCCUGGCACAAUCUUUGCCUCGAAAGGAACAUUUACUAUGUAUUUUAGCUUUGUCUUUAAACAUAAGUAAUAAUUAAAAAAUGAGCGAUUGAUGUAACAUUUAGUUUCACUUGCAACAGUGUCCAUGACAAACAAAAUAUCGCUUUAUGCUUCCAGUCGUCUACAGAUAUAGAGUCAAUGAGAAUCUAAAAAUGCAGUGGCAAGUAGACCACUCUCCCAAAUCAAAGAGAAUAUGUAUACAUGUGGUAGCCAUUUACAUAAGCUAAUUUCGAUGACAUCACAGUGGAGGCAAACUUUCAAUAUCUGCGUUUCUCGUCAACUAUAUUUUGGAGUGCAAAGGCGCAUAGAGUGGUGCUCGGGCUGAAUUCUUAUUGUUGGCACAGAGUGAGAUCUAUUAUAGUACUAAACUAUGGCUUACGGUACGCUAGUAGACUCACUUAAGGUUUUAUCAUAGUCAUCUUGUCCUUAUGUUCUUUUUCUGUGCUGUUGAUUGCGUUUACAGCUCAGCAGAAUAUUUUUGUAUCAUUGGUGAAAAUGAGGUCUGCCUAUUGACAUCCAAAUCUCUCAUGAAUUUCUUUGGCUGUCAUAUAUGUAUAUGUAUUGAAUGUAUAUAUUCAUAUGUGUUGUAGAUAUGUACAAAAAUACAUAUUCCUUUAUAUGUUUCCAAAGAAGCUCCCAAGGUAAUAUUCUGGCAUCAGUGCCAGUAUGUGCACUUCAUCAUCAUCAUCAUCAUCAG